CAUUCCACGGUAUCUAUGGUUCCACACCGAGCUUCUUCCGCGAGUGUCACUUUCGGCCGGUAGAUGCACCUAAUCCAGCUAACAUGCCGCCGGGCAAACCUUAUGUCAACCUACGCCGAUAGUACGCGUUCGUUGCUUUAAUUGAGGUACCCAUUGGUGAAUGCUCAAGUAUCACUCAUCGUGGAAGCUGAACGGAUUAGCGAUGUCAAUGAGACCCUCGUCCACUGAUGACUCUUUAUACGUGCAGCGUUUAAACACUACAGGAAACACCCUUCGCCGGCAACUGUUGAGCAACUAUCAGUUUUUGUCACGUCUCCUGGAGACGCCAUCCGCUUCCCGGUUGGAACAACAUAUCAAGGUGUUCACAGAUCUCUUGUGGGAUUCUCGACGCGUAGCUGGUACGAUGUGUGGCGUCAUUGACAACUGGCGCAACAUCCUCAUUUUCUCUCUAUGCUCAGAUUCAUCGAGUAACGAGAAACUCGAAUGCCUCCGGGAUGGCCGCGAUUCGGCCCAUGCCCGUCGAAUUGAAAGCAGUCAACAUCAUCAGUCCCUGCGAACAUUUGUACACGUCCUAAGAGAAUAUUCACGAGGCUUGAGGAAGAGUAUAAAUCACAGAAACUUACAGCAAAAGGAACAAAUGAGACAAUUGCGAUAUCGGAUAGAAGAACAUCUUCGGCAACAAGCCCGCUUUGCGACAAAUGGCGACCUUGUUUGGACCAUAUUACUUGGCAUUGCCGCAAGCGGGCUGGGAAUAUUCGCCUUCUUUCAUUAUUUCCAUAUUAUCAGCGCAAUCUCCUGCAGCAUUGUAUUCACCUGGGCCGUUCUCAAGUUUACUCUCAAUCGACUUAGCUCCCGUCAACUGAGAGCUGAACAACGUUUGCUCCUUCCUCGCGAGACGAACAGGAAACGCGAGCUAGAACGAGAACUAAACAGUCUCGUGUCUGACAACGCGAGACUAAUCAACCUUCCUGCAGAUAUGAAUGAGAUAGCUGAUGGCAUUGAGCGAUUCCGUCAAGAUUCCCAACUGCUGUUCCGCUUGUUCAUGAAGCUGGAAACGGAGCAUGACGAAUUCAUUCGCUUAGUCGAAAAGGAUGAUGUUCCGGCAAUGGAAGCGAAGAAAGCGUCAUUCAAGUACUUCUUGGAUAACAUAUCCGACCCUUUACGCGGAUAUGCGAGAUCCCCCGUAUCAUGACCUUCGUUGGCCCUUCGAUCGCACUAUGAACGAGGUACCUCGAAGGUCUGUUUACGGGUAUGGACGACACCUAUCCUGUUCUCUAAACAUCUCGUGUAUACGCUGAAGGUAGUUCAAUUCUCAUAUAUCUGUACUUUCCAGAAUCAACUUAUGUACGUAAAUGUAUUCCGCGCAAUACGUUGUCGUCUAAGAGAAUACCUGUGGUGGUAUGACAGUGUCUUCGAACUAUACGUAAUGCAUAGUACAAAGAAUUUUCAGGGCUCUGGUCAAUGACGAAUAAUGAUGUAAAGCGGUCAGUCAGUGCGCUCAAUAUACUGACUGACAUUCCAGGACAUAGUUCCAGGCAUAGCUC
Messenger RNA from Somion occarium, 1544 nucleotides. The record is from the annotation of a GenBank genome assembly. Lineage: Eukaryota; Fungi; Basidiomycota; Agaricomycetes; Polyporales; Cerrenaceae.